AAACAUUUUUUAGAUCGGUCAACAAUUGCUUCAGACCAGUGAGUCUAAUGUUUUAUUGAUUUUUUUAUGUAAUUAAAAGUUGAAAAAGUUAAUCUGUAAAUGACCAUUAAAAAAAAUCCACGUUUGACUUCAGUGAAAGUGAGUUCAGCACAAUAGCACCACCCAUCCAUUCUAGUUUAUUUGGUAUGUAACAGUUAUGCAAAUCAACCUCUUGAGCGCUUAAAUAGUUGUAGGAUACCGGCCAAGUCACUUCGAGGAACACUGACAAACAGCACUCACCUCAAACAGAAGGAAUCUCUGCUCCCUAUUGUAAGUAAAAUUUGAUUUCCAUCGUUAGUUCUGAUAAGCACUUUUAAUUGGUGUCUUUCAUUUGGUUAUCUUUUGAAAAUGUCUUCAUUUCAUGUCCGUGUGAACCACUAUCAUUAUAUCCACGGUUCUAUCAGACAGGUUUUUUAGAUUCGUCUCAGCAAUCCUGGUUACUGUCUUGCACGAGACCAAUAGAGACCAACACUUCUUCUCUGUUUUUGUAAAUCUUUAGUCAUUAAUUUGCGUUAUCGUUCACACUUUGUCGGACUUUUUAGUCUAAGCCACAUUCAGACAUGCGCGUCUUUAUAUUUGGUUCUAUAUGUUAUAUGGGUAUGUCACUUUCCGUAAGGACCUGAAAUUGGCAGAACUGGUCAUUAUGGGGGUGUCUCAGUCCAUUGUAAGUAGUUAUCUUGGCCAGGGUAAUUGCUACAUGUAUUCCAACUUAAUUUGUGUUUAUAUUUGUUACAAACUGCGGCCCUCUUGUCCAGGUUUGUCCAGGAUUUCAAUAGCAGUAAAACUUGACCGUGACAUAUAUAAAAAUUAUAUUAUAUAAAAAUCUCAGAUGUAAAGCCACAAUAAUCUCUCAAAUCACAAGCCUUUACCCCUCAUUGGCAUUAAAUUGUAAGUUAAAUUUAACACAGACUUAAAAUUUCUACAAAUUUACAAGAUAAAUCAGCAUCUAACAGCAACAACUCUUUAACGGUCUUAAGCUACCCGUUUACUUAAGAAACCCAGUGACUGGGUCUUGGGUUAUUAAGGUAAUUUUCAAAUUUACUUGUCAAGUUCAUCUCACCUUAUAUAAGCUCAUCAUUGUACUAAUUAAGUUAUUUUCAAAUGUAGCACGGCCUUCAUUUCCAGUUUCCCGAGACUUCAACAGAGAGCGUGAGAGAGGUGGUAGACGUAGGCGUGGGGGAGUACUGUACUACUUAUGCAAAUGGUCACCAUAGCAAUGCAGCCCGCCGUUAGAAUCGGUUAUAUGGUAAUAAUUAGCCUACAAACAGUUAAUUAAGUCUGCUGCUAGUGAAGCUUCAGGUAUGUGACAAUCAAACAUGUAAAUCCAUUAAAACGUAACUUCAUAAUGAUAUAUGAUUAUAUGAUUCAUAGGAACGCAUUCCCUAUGUGACAUGUAUGUAGCUGUGGGGUACAGUUAAUUACAAUCCUGGGUUUGUUUGUAUAGCAUAUAGUUGCUAAGCGCUUCGCAGUUUGGGUGAAACCACACCUUUAAGAGGUGAGGACACUAUUAGGUAUCCCCCCACCCACACGCUCUUCCGCCUAGAAAAGCGGCAGAGUGAGGGAUUUCGCUCUCUUUCACGCUCAUCAGCUGUUUACUCCGGUAUUCCAUAUUUGGGCCGGGCGGGCACUAGUCACCGCUUGCUCACUGCACACAGCGAAGGAAGUGAGUCACGCUGACGGUAAUCCUACGUCUCUGUUGCUUUACAGCCGAAGAGAACAAGGAAGGAACGUGCCGCCACGAGAGUUCCAGCGCAUCAGUACCGAGGGGCAGACAACUACAGCAGGAGGACACCGACAAUAAAUCCGUUAAAAUUCACCAUGAAGCAAGAGAUCAAGGCCGGGGUGGACUUCCUCAAACGAAUGGCUGUGACACGUGGUAACUUAGAUGGGGCCAAAGCAGAGUUGUUUGCAGAAAAUCUUCAAAAACUUCUAUGUGAAAAAUACAAGGACCACUGGUACCCCGACUGUCCCAGCAAAGGCCAAGCAUUUAGAUGCAUUCGCAUAAACAGAAGCAUACCCUGUGAUGAAGUGGUGUUGCAGGCCUGCAAAGAGACUAACAUCAUGCCCACCAGCCUGGGAUUUCCAUCCGAGAUGACUCUGUGGAUUGAUCCGCUGGAGGUGUCUGCAAGAUCCAAAGAGAACAACAGUCCCUUUAAAGUUGCUUCUUUCGACAAAGAGGAGGAAGAGGAGAAUGAAGAGUGUGUGAAGGAUGACCUGGAUGUGUCCUCGCUGGACUCACUAAGCCAGGAGACUUCAGAUUACCACUCUGCCACAUCUUCGGAUUGUGGUUCAGCUGCAUCGAGCGACACGGAGGAGGAGGCAAAAGACGGGGAUGUGCAGGGAGAAAAAGAAAAAGAAGGGCAGGUUGCUGAGAAGGGAAAGAUGGAGGAUGAAAGCUGCAAAAUAACCAUGGUGCCCAGGAUUCGAAAGCCACACGAAGAUGGAUCAAACAGGGUCAAAUACCCAAGAAAUAUGGUGCCUCCUAACCUUCAGGUCAUCUACCACACUACACCAGUGUGGCCUCAGUACAAGAAGCAUGCUCCAGUUUUCCUCAGCACCGUGCCACCACCUCCAGCCCAGCAGGUCGUUGGAUACUACGUUGUGCCGCGGACCUUUCCGCAGUUCAUCAUCCCUCAGGCUCCCCUGCAGCCAUGGCGAGCAGGGAAGGAGUAGACCAAUUGUGAACUAUGGGGAGGGCAAGUUUGGGGGCAUUGUAAGCAUUAUAAGCUGAGCCGUCUGAUGUCAGGCCUGAGUACAGAUCUACUUGGACCAAAAGGUUUAGCUGUACAGUUUAAUUAUUCCUUUCAUAAUCUGAAAAAAACUCUUUCUUUUUUUUUUUUCAUUUUUCUUUGUCAACGACGGCUAUUACUCUGCACAGGGAUACCCCACAGCUCAAGUGAAAACUGCUCUUUGAAUCUGUUGUGUUUGCACUGCUGCUUUUGUAUUGAUGAACUGUACUCAACAAGAACAACAUCAGUCACUGGGUGCUUGAAGUUGAACUCAGGAAUUCUCAGCAAUAUGUUUAAUGCCAAAAAUAUGUCUUUUAAAAAUUUUUCUACCACCUGUAAGUCUUUGCAGGGUGUAAAAGUCACAGUUAAUCACUGUGAAAUGUUAUUCAGGGUUUUUAAACUACUGUAGCAAUAGUGACAAUAUCUGUAUAUUAAGUAGAAGAGGCUAUUUUUUUACUAAGCUGCUUGUAAAUAUUACCACAUCCGAUGAGCACUUUAUAAUCGUAUAUUUGUUGUAAUUUAUUCAGCCACCAAUGGAUGGCAGUCAAGUCACAUACAGUCAGUUUUAUAUAUAUAUAUAUAUUUCAAACUUUGGUUUUACUUUAGAAACUUCACUUUUCCAAAUGUGAACAUGUUUAUUUAAUAGCUUAAACGCUCUCUGCUGUAAUAUACAGAACGCUUGUGUCACUGUUUUUUUUCUUGUUUGUUUGUUUUUUAAUUUGAAAUAGGCUUGCGUAAGGUCGUGACUUUUUUUAUUGUUCAUUGCUUGCUAUGAGGUCCUGCUACAGCUUUAUAAACCAUGAAUUGUUACUUUUCAUUUUUUAUUUAUUUACAUUUCACGCUUGCGCGUUGAUUGAUUUUGUAGUUCUUGCUUGAGCCGCUUGUUUUAUCGCAGAAGAUUAAUCCAUGCAGCUUUUACUGAAAUCAUUGUUCUGACAUGAAUCGUACUUUUCAGUAAAGUCUUUGCUGUUGCGUUUAAAUCCUGUUUGUGUUUCU
Pelmatolapia mariae (spotted tilapia) is the source of this 3764-nucleotide messenger RNA. RefSeq names its product protein BTG3. The transcript has 5 exons. Gene Ontology annotation, biological process: negative regulation of cell population proliferation; negative regulation of mitotic cell cycle. NCBI's taxonomy places the organism in Eukaryota, Metazoa, Chordata, Actinopteri, Cichliformes, Cichlidae. Gene Ontology annotation, cellular component: nucleus; cytoplasm. The coding region runs from base 1858 to 2712 and encodes 284 amino acids. The record is from RefSeq and is a predicted model, not a curated record.